This is a messenger RNA of Pseudovirgaria hyperparasitica, 2234 nucleotides long. RefSeq lists its product as uncharacterized. The coding region runs from base 287 to 2101 and encodes 604 amino acids. The transcript is spliced from 3 exons. Lineage: Eukaryota; Fungi; Ascomycota; Dothideomycetes; Acrospermales; Acrospermaceae. The record is from RefSeq and is a predicted model, not a curated record.
AAUUCCCCUUCACACGCCUCCAGAAAGUUGGCACCUGCCCAACGACAUAUUACCCAACAAACUCUGCAAACGAGACAAACCCAAUUCCUCUCCACCUUCAUCCUCCUGUCUUCUUCAAUCUCCAUCUGACUGUCAUAUCUACCACUCCGGGCCGUCAAUCUAGCCUCGCAUACAUGCUGCACUUGCGGUGACGGACGGGUAUUAGCGAAACCUUGAUUUGCCAUCCGCACGCCUGCUCCUGCAAUAUUUCGUCCGACGCACAAAAACUUCAUGUAGGACUUGUAAAAUGGCCUACGACAGAUACAGAAGCCCAAAUGCCGACAAGCGCUCGCAGUACACGUCGCAGGACCACAGCGAUGCACUACGCUACGAUAGCGCCCACGACAACAAACAGCGUCGCUCUCGCGGUUCGUCCUGUGCCAGCUCAGUCAUCUCAGACCAAGCACAGCCCAUACACGAUGCUGCCCAGGCCGUCCAAACGGCGUUUGACAGGUCUCAAGCUGCUAGCGAAGUCGAUCCAAACCUGAUCAAAAUCAUCACCGAGCAAGUGUCGAAACAAGUCAUUGAUAGUUUGAAGUCGUCUGGCAUCCAUCGCUUUCCUCAAUCGAAAGAGUCUACUCCCGAUUCGUUUCCGUCUCGAAAUGUCUACACACCACCCUCUCCCACCCGGCAGAGCGACUAUUCAAAUGCCUCGGACUCACCACGUCAAAGAUCUGCAUUCGACGGCCAGGACGAGACGCCUACACCUCGAUUAGACCGGGUCCACCGCACCAUGUCCACAACAUCUCAAACUAGUACAGACCAAUCGAAGCGCGAUCGUGAACGUCCUGUUAUAUCUCAAAAGGUGUCGCCCGAAAACGAGGCUACACCACUAGAGAACACUUGGGAGAGAUUAUUUGAGGAAGAUGGCACUCCCACUCCGAGAGUCAAUCAAUUCUUGCGUGGUCUUGCACAACACCUUAUUGAUGACUACGAGCCAAAGAAGAGCAUUGUAGUGACUCCUGACAAGAUGCUGAGAUUCUAUCGAGAAACACAGGUUGAUGACGAGAUCUUUCCGUGGGGCAAGAUUUUCUGCAAACUCCCAAAUACUUCUAUAUCGAAGAUGUAUCGCGAUCUUCGUUGCCAACACCACAUGGUCCAAGAGAUCGAUGGCUGCGAGUAUGCUCCAUCCAUUCCAGGAUUGACACCUCACGGAUUCAGACGCUGGAUGGAAACCAUGAUUCGAGCGUAUCCUGAUGUAGAGUUUCAACGGCUCGCAAAAGCCGUAAAAGAGAUGCCGAUUAGCAACCCGGACAAACCAACGGAAAGAUUUCCAAAGGCCCUUUCUCGCAGACUUCUGCCAAAGUCCGACAACAUGCAGUACCAGCAGUUGUGCUGUGCUACGUUGGCCUGUGAGGGUAAAGUGCCGCUCCACAGACCGACCUCCUUUCCCCCACCUCCACCACUCAACUCUCAGCCCUCGACGCAAUCUCAGGCCACGCUGGAACGAGAUCGGAGCCCGUAUUCAGGUGCUCCUGGUCGUGAUACAGCAGACAGCUCUGAUCACGAAACGCCUGUGGGAGUACCUAUUGAGCGUGAAAGGAAGCCCUAUACUGCUCGAGAAGGUACGGGUAAAUUCUACGACAAGGGUGACAACGAUCGAUCAAACAGCAAAGGCAAUCGCCUGCACAGAUCACAGUCCAAUGCCAGUGCAACAAGUGCAUAUUCGCCAGGUCGUGAGAGUGCCGCGGACUACAGCCAGUCCAGCUCUCGGCAAUCUCGAGCAUACAAAAGCACAAACGGCCGAAGACGAAGUCCAUCUUACGGCAGGGGAGCGAGCUAUGGCAACCGUUCAGACAGCAGCGUCACCGAUAUCCCCGCGAACCAAUACGCCUCGAACAUGUACGACUACGAGGAGAGCAGAUACCGGGAAGCUGAGAGCAAGCGUAGCGAACACACGCGCCGCCCGACAGGCGACGAUGUGGACCGCAGCUACCCACCCGGCCCAAGAUCAGUCUACGAUGAUGACUACUACCAUCGCAGUCGCAGCACGAGUAAUGUGUAUGGUGGCAACUACCCCACGCCAUAUUCACAACCGCCUCCGCCCUCGUCGCGCUAUUGAAAAUACAUGGAAUGCCCCGAUGGACAGGCGUGCCCUUGACCGGUCGCAACUGCUUCCCUGUCGGGCUUACCCCAAUGCCUUGUGCCUGGACCCUUGUCAGAGAGACCUCAUGAGCUAAGCGACUUUUUUCCGG